CCGUUGCCAUCACGCGCGGCGCCGCUUCCGGUGGGGAGAAUGGACGCGGAUGGGCUGCCGCUGGUCGGCUCCGGGAUCGACCUGACCCGGGUCCCAGCUAUUCAGCAGAAGAGAACUGUGGCAUUUCUGAACCAAUUCAUUGCCCACACUGUUCAGUUCCUGAAUCGUUUCUCAACCGUUUGCGAAGAGAAACUGGCUACACUUUCCCAUCGGAUUCAGCAGAUUGAAACUACACUUAAUAUUUUGGAGGCAAAGCUUUCGUCAAUACCUGGCCUGGAAAAUGUCACAGUAGAGGCGACGAGCCAGAGUCAGCAUGUUUCAAACGGCCCACCUUCUGACCAACAGCAGCCAUCCCCAAUGGAGGUCCAAAAAAAUGUGGAAUCUUCAGCUCAAGUUAAAGCAGAUUCACCGACAGAAAAUGCUAUUACUGUAGCGAAAGACCCUCGAUACGCACGAUACCUGAAGAUGGUGCAAGUGGGUGUUCCUGUAAUGGCGAUAAGGAACAAGAUGAUUUCUGAAGGACUCAACCCAGAUCUAUUGGAGACCCCAAAUGCCUUAGUCCCAGAUGGAGUUAAGGAGGAUGAAGGAGACAGUUCUGGCAGCGAGUCGUCAUUCAGUGACUGAACGUGGAGCGUGUGGACGCUGAACUUGAUGGAGAAUAGUGGGAAAGGAUUAUGCUUGUUGUAUUAGUGCCACUUCCUUUCCGAUAUUUGAAAACUUAACAUGCUCUUAUUGAUUACAGCUGUGUCACUGGCAUAGGGCUGUGUAGCUGUAACACUCUCAGCCAGUGUAAAUCAAGUAACAGUCUGUUAUUUCAUUCUCAUGGAUAUAUUAUGUUACUAUCACUUUUUCUGUAAUUCUGAAACUCUUUUGGCCUGCUCCUCCGCGCAGUUCAGGGCCUGGAGCCAUGUUGUUUCUCUUAUCCCUGUCAUUGUAUUUGCUCGUGAGUAAAUGUGUGGGAAACUGUGCUCGUAAUAAGUCUACCUUUGUUUAGCACAUGUACAUUGAAACGUCCAGUGAAAUGCAGCAGCUCGUCAACAACCAACACAGUCCGAGGAUGCACUGGGAGCAGCCCACAAGUGUCGCCACGCUUCUGGCGCCAACAUAGCGUGUCCACAACUCAGUAACCCGAACCAGUACGUCUUUGGAAUGCGAGAGGAAAGCAGAGCAUCCGGAGGAAAUCCACGCAGUCACAGGGAAAAUGUACAUUCUCCUUACAGCCAAUGGUGGGAAAUGAACCUUGAGCACUGGUGCAGUAAAGCGUUAUGCUACGCUACUGUGCUGUAUUAACAUUUUUAUUAAAAACCUUAUUACGCU
Molecule: messenger RNA, 1317 nt
Organism: Mobula hypostoma (lesser devil ray)
Lineage: Eukaryota; Metazoa; Chordata; Chondrichthyes; Myliobatiformes; Myliobatidae
Gene: washc3
Product: WASH complex subunit 3
Exons: 7
Coding region: 40-624 (194 amino acids)
Biological process (GO): actin filament polymerization; exocytosis
Cellular component (GO): WASH complex
Source: RefSeq, a predicted model, not a curated record